Messenger RNA from Anopheles stephensi (Asian malaria mosquito), 3655 nucleotides. RefSeq names its product neurotrophin 1 (gene NT1). The record is from RefSeq and is a predicted model, not a curated record. Bases 301 to 3192 code for a protein of 963 amino acids. Gene Ontology annotation, biological process: innate immune response; regulation of Toll signaling pathway; central nervous system formation. NCBI's taxonomy places the organism in Eukaryota, Metazoa, Arthropoda, Insecta, Diptera, Culicidae. Gene Ontology annotation, molecular function: Toll binding; growth factor activity. Gene Ontology annotation, cellular component: extracellular region. The transcript has 6 exons.
GAGACUUCCAACCGUUCGGUCGUGUUUUGGCGGGCCUCGCGUGUGUUCGAACGCACUUGUGUUUGUGUACUGUACGUGUACUGGUGUUUGGAUAGUGGCUGUGUAUCACAACAAGAAAAGCCACCAACGUAACAAGAGAAAAGAACAGGAGAACAUUUAUUCCUACCGCGAACCACAAACGAGCAUGAAACCAGUGACCACCAUCUCGCGUGCUAAUCGUUUGCGCCAAAAGUAAUUAGUGAAAAACAAUCGCCCAACAAUACGGGUCGUUAUCAGUGGUCAGUGUUCCCCUGCCCAGCCAUGCAAUCACGCGUUAAGCUCACGCUGGUGGUGGCCGUCGUCGUCCUCGGGACUAGCCUGCUGCUGCUGCACUCCUGUGCCCACGCAUCAACCGACUCCGGGCUGCCCGAUUUCGAGCUAGACGAUGGUAAGGAUGAGGCGGACGAUGAGUACUACUACGUGAGCGAUGGUACCGAUCAGCAGAUGCAACCGUCGCACAAAAUCAUCAGCUACGCCAAACCGCCACCACCGACCGGCGAUGGUUUGGCGGCCGGUCCGGUACAGGCCGAUCCGGCCGAACCCUUCCUGAUGGAGGACGACGAUACCAGCUUCGAGCUGAUGGACGACGUGGACUUUGUCGAGCCCGGUUCGAUGGACUUCCAGCGCAAGGCGGAGCGCAUGAAGCGGAUCAUGCUGAAGGCGUUCGCCAACCGGGAGUUUCAGCGCAAGUUUGGCGAGGUGUUGCCGCUGCUGAAGGUGAUGUCGAAAACGCAAAAGUCCACCCUGGCCGCACUGAUCACGGCGCAGGUGAAUUCGCGGGAAGGACACACCCUAUCGCUGGAGCAGGUCAAAUCAAUGUUCGGCAACCGACCGGAGCUGAUUCUACCGCUCGUCUACGACAUUGCAAACAUGAUCCGUACCGUGGCCAAGAAGGAGAGUUUACUGCACGACCAGCAGCAUCGGGAGCGACUGGAAGAAGCCGAUAAAGCACUGGUCGAGGAUGAGGGCGUACUGUCCAAUCAUCUGCUACGGCGCAGCUUCAGCAUACGCUCGGAACCACACGGGUUUCGCAUGAACGAUGUCCCACCGGUUCCGGCCGACCUGAACGAUGGACGACUGAUGGUGGACGAACAGGAGCCCGCCAACGUACGCCCUAUUUCAUCGAACACCAGCAACGAAGAGGCUGGCCGGUCAGCCCGCAACGAACCGCAACCGUUCUUCGAAAAGCUCGUACAAUCAUUGCCCCGCUUCAACGUGCAGCAGACGACACACGGAAAACCAGACGACCGAAUGACGUACCACGAGCGAAAGCUUAACAUGACGGCAUUCAACGCUACCGGGACGCAGCGCGAUCAGCUAGCGAUGGCUUCCGACGGUCCAAUCCCCGUCACCCUUCCCAAAGUCUCACCCAAACAGUCCGGAUCGGCCUCGGCCGUAAACACGAUCGGUCCACUAUCAUCGCCGACCACCACUCGCGCCCCGGAAGUCAUCAGCACCGUCACCGAGCGCAAGCUAACCCUGGAGGAGAUCGAAGAUCUUGCCUUUGCCGGACUCAACGGAACGGAAGUCGAUGCGUACGGUGCGUCCGGUACGACCACGCACGGUAACGGCACGUCCAGCAGUGGUGGACCGGUGGCGGAGAAACUCAUCGGUGGCCGUCAGCGACCGCAGGGACUGCACACGCUACAGCCGAACGAAAAGUGUGAAUACUUCUCGGGCGGCGUUUGUAUCCGGGUCGCCAACUAUCCCACCUCCGAGAUCAUGUACAGUAUUACGCGUCACCGGCAUGCCAUCGGUGCCCUGCUGGCCGAGUACAUUGACAAAGCGAGCGCCCAGGACCGUACCGUGUACGAGCCGGAGGAAAUUGCGCAGGGCAUCAACACCAAGCUCAGAAAGCGAGAAGAUGACCCAUCGAAAUCCGGUGGCAGUAUGUGCCCCAGCAUCAUCCGGUACGCCCGUCCCCAGAAGGCACGGUCGGCGACCGGCGAGUGGAAGUACAUCGUCAACACGGGCGAACACACGCAGACGCUACGAUUGGAAAAGUGCAGUACACCGCAAGACUCGUGCACCUAUCUGACGGACAAUUUCCGGUCGCGGUGCGUGCAGAUCUACAAUUACCAUCGCUUGCUGAGCUGGGAUGCGGCCCGGGGGCUGCACGUCGACAUCUUCAAAGUGCCGACCUGUUGCUCCUGCCACAUCGAUGGGUAUCGGGAAACGUUCCCUCCGCUAACGAGCUACAACGACUUCAAGUCCAAGAUCCAGGAAGAUCCGACCGAGUCAGCGUCGACACUGAUCCGCAACACGCACCAUUACUCGACGCUCCAGUUCGACCAGGUCGAUGAGGACGAGUCGGACGAUAACAUUGCGUACCAGUUCUCGAACGGGUUCCAGCGGGUGAAACCGCCCAAGUACGAAAGUCCUCUGCAUCUACCGGCCGUCCCACCACCUCCCCCACCACCACCAGGACAGGGCAAGACCCGGUUCGAUCGUCCCCCGAAACAUCCGGCCAUCUCGAAACCGAAGCAUCCGCACUUUAUCGCACCUCCAACGCUCGACACCUACCUAAGCCCGCCUCCCAACGAUCUCGCCUACGGUAUCCCGUUUAAGCGUGGACCUCACUACACGACGGAGAACGCUUUGAAGCGGGCGGGAAACGUCGGAGCGCCCAACAGGAGACCGCUGCGAAAGGCGUCAAACGUGCAGCAUGGCGAUCAAAGCAUUGCCGAAACGGAUUCCCGGCUCAAUCAGGUUGCUGUGUUGCCACCGUCGAAGCUGGACCAGCUGCCCCAAACGCAGGCCCAAAACAUCAUCGAGAAGCAUCGCCGUCGGCAACACACUACUCCCCAACCACCGCUUACCACGCUGCAGCAGCAACAGCAGCAACAACAGACGCCCGUCAUCUUCCGUAUAUCGCAACCGGCAACAACAGCGGUUGGCAUCAACCCAACGGUUCCACUGUCCACCAUGCCACAGCCACAACCGCCCAGCACGGUAAGCACCAGCACGACCACCGUCACGUCGACCAACGGACAUCAGCGUAUCAACUACAACUACCAUCCGAUCAUUGACUUCUUCGAGGAGGAAGAAGUGCCGGACGUCACGCAGGAACAGAUUGACCGGAUCGGGCUAAACAGUCACACGUCGCUCAACAGCUGGAAGCCGGUGAUUACCGGCAGGCCACGGUUUCACUGACCGUCUGAUCCCCCCCUCCUUGUCACACCCACACACACACUCGCGCUUCAAAUGAACAAGAGACAAUACUCACUCGAUUUCACGCAAUCAACCCUUUAGAGAUGUAGCUAAUUUAUAACUAAAACCCCUACCGGCUAAGUGUUAAGUGUUAAGCAGCAGGCAGCUAUUCAUUAAGCGAAUCCACCAAGUAGCAGCAGUUUGCGACUGUUCGCCCAACGUUUCGCCCUUUCGAUGAAAUUGUGAAGAUGGAUGUACGAAAAAUAAAAAAAUAAAACGAUUACUUACCAAGCGAUUCGCAGUUGGAAGCGAACCAGAAACUAGUAGUUGCUCGUCACACGAACAAUUCCUGCUCGAUGAGGUAGUACUUCAGGCUUGUUUGUAUCCCCGGAACGGAAGCGAUGCGUUACUUUGACCGAAUGGACAGAAAUAAAAGGUAUCGCUGUGAUUAUGUACGAUGAACGAA